AUGUGUACAACAGAAACCUGCUCGCUCCUCAGGCGCUGCGAAAGUGCGCCUUCCGUACCGCCAGCAGAUGAAGACUGGCCAGCGUGCGAAGUUCAGGACGGCUUUCUGUCCGGAUGUGGCAUCCCGCAGUCCUGUGUGGCGCUGGAGGCAACAGAGGUUUGGGAUGAUUGCAUUUUCGACAACUCUCACUGUGGCGAAAUGGUGCCCAACAGCUUCUGCGAGGUGCGAUGCCGAGCACCUUAUGUUGGCGAUCCCACUUUUGCAAGGUGUCCGACUUUCAAUAUCAUCCCGAAUCAGCCAGUCGACUGGUCCCCUCCGGUUUGCAUUCUUGACUGCCCGAUGCCAGAUGUUAUUCCGGAGGGAUAUGAGCUGGUUCGUGCGGGUGAUCCUGGCGUGGAGAUUUUGGACGAAUGGCGCUGUGCCCCAGGCUACGUAGGCCAAGCAGUAUCCAGGUGCAUCUUCGACAAUGAAACGGAGUGCGGCGUGGGACAGGUGCUGUCUGGAUGCCUGAAGCUGGAGCCAUGCGUGCUUCCUUCCAUGGCACAUUGCAGCCUGAACUUCUCCGAGUGCCUGGAGCUGGGCCCCGGCGAGUCUUGCAUGGUCACCUGCAAGGCAAGUUAUGCUGGCUUCAUCCGGCCACCCAUGGAGCAUGAGGAGGAGGACGAGGACGAGAACUUGAGCAACUUCAGCAAUCUCAGCAACGACAGCAAUCGCAGCUUCGUCACCAACGUGUCCAAUACAACUAUGCCGUGGCCUCUCGAGCCUUCACUGCUGCCCAGCGAUGGAGUCAUGGGCUCAUGCCCUGCUGGGAACACCAUAGCAGGACGGGAGUUCGACAUGAUAGAGCUGAUCUGUGUCUUCGAAGACUGCAUUGAUCCUGAGCCCGUCCCGGAACCUUUUGUGAAGGUUCAAGUCAGCAACUCCAGCGAGGACAGCUGGCAGUGUGCAGAUGGCUUUGCCGGGAAUGCCACCGCCACUUGCGUCAUGCGGGAGGACUGCGUAGGCAGGUCAAGUUGCGUUGCUUUUGACAGGAAGGAACCCAUUGCAUGA
Messenger RNA from Symbiodinium sp. CCMP2592, 1050 nucleotides. Lineage: Eukaryota; Dinophyceae; Suessiales; Symbiodiniaceae. The record is from the annotation of a GenBank genome assembly.